This is a messenger RNA of Closterium sp. Yama58-4, 4932 nucleotides long. Lineage: Eukaryota; Viridiplantae; Streptophyta; Zygnematophyceae; Desmidiales; Closteriaceae. The record is from the annotation of a GenBank genome assembly.
AUGCUGCCGUACCUGUUCCCUGAGCUGUCCACCUUUGCUACAGUCGCCGAUCUUAUCACCCACCUUCGCACUAGUGAUGCUCGCCUGCGUGCCGCCCUUCCCACCGAGUUCUGCGCUAAGAAUCCCCCUCCCCUGUACUGGACACUCCACUUCAUAGUCACCCGUCUCCCUGACACCCUCAGCUCAGUUCGAGACCACUUCCUUGCUCGCUGUCCCACUGAGCUCACAGUCGCCCUCCUAGAGGAGCAGCUGCUAGCGGCCGAAAAGAGCAUUGUAGCUGUCGGUGCUGCUCGUGGCGCUCCUCGCACCCCCAUCUUUGAGGGGUGUUCUCCCUCUCCCCUCGCUCCCUCCUACACUACUGCUGCUGCUGUUGACUUCCUUGGUGCUGAGUCUGCUGGCGCUGCUUCUGCUCCUGGUGGGAGGCGCCGCACCGGCAAGGGCAAGGGGGGCAAGGGUGGCGGGGGUGGCGCUGGGGGGGGAGGAGGUGGGGGAGGUGGGGGGGGAGGCGGUGCUGGAGGGAGCGGUGGCGGGAGUGCUGGUGGGAGUGGGGUCGGCAGCGGAGGCGGGGGCGGCGGAGGGAGCGGUGGCGGUGGUGGCGGCGGCGGCGGCGGUGGCGGCGGCGGCGGUGGCGGUCGGAGCGGAGGUAGUGGUGGUGGCGGAGGCAGGAGUGGAGGCACUGGCUCGGGCCAGAGCUCCCAGCAGCAGCAGCGUCCCCAGACGACCCAGCAGCUUCGUGAGUGGCUUGCUCAGCGUGGGACGUCGGGGGGCAAUGGCCGCUGUUCCUAUGUCAUUCGUACAGGUGACCGCAAGGGACAGACGUGUGGGAGGUUCCACACCCCGUACCGCUGCUUCUCCCGCCUUGACGACGCUUGGCGUGAGGAGAUGGGCGAGGAUGUUGAGCGCCCCCGCUGGGCUGAGCUCAUGAGGGCUGGUGUUGAUAUCUUUGCUCUUGACUAUGAUGCUAUUAUUGCUGCCAUUGCUGUCCCGGCUGUUUGCGAGUCUGCUCUCUCAGGUACAGCACCCACAGAGACUGCUCUCUCAGGUACCGCACCGGCUGAGGCCUGUCACACCUUCACCCUUGACUCAGUCCUUGCCCAGUCCACCACUGUGCUCCCUUGUCCGGCGGUUCCGUCUGGCUCGUUGUCUGGUUUCCACCUCCCCUCGUUCUCGACGAACCUGGUGAGCAACGCUGUCAUCCAGGAUCAGUGGGUUGACACCUUUACCCCUGGAGGACAGCGUGUGGCGAUCUGCACGUGCUCCAGGACCGGCCGUCACCUGGCUACGUUUACCCGUCGGCCGGGGUCGAGUCUCUACACACUGACCACUGCGUCUCCUCAGGUCGCUGCUGUCGGUCAGGUGUCUGCGUCAGGUCUGGUGGCCCACGCCUGUGAGUGUCGUUCCCUGUCGCACCAGACUCUUCUCUGGCACCACCGCCUGGGUCACCCCUCCUUGCCACGCCUCCGUGGCAUGCACCGUCGCCGCCUUGUGUCUGGUCUUCCCAGGUCCCUCCCUCCCCUCCCUGCCUCGCCUGCGCCGCCUUGCCUUCCUUGCGUCGAGGGGCGGCAGCGCGCCGCUCCUCACUCCUCCUCGUUCCCCCCGACAGAGGCUCCUCUGCAGACCCUCCACCUGGACGUGUGGGGCCCAGCCCGCGUUCGUGGCCAGGGCGGUGAGCGGUACUUUUUGCUGGUUGUCGACGACUACUCGCGUUACACCACGGUCUUCCCCUUACGCACCGUUCGUCUCCAGCUCCGCCGCCGUUUCCGGACGGAUCUUCCUGUCCUGCGUCUGCACUCUGACAGAGGUGGUGAGUUUUCCUCCGAUCUCUUGAGGACCUUCUGUCAGGCGGAGGGCAUCGAGCAGACCUUCACGCUUCCGGACUCCCCACAGCAGAAUGGGGUUGCUGAGCGCCGCAUUGGCCUGGUCAUGGAGGUCGCUCGUACCUCCUUGGUCCACGCGGCGGCUCCCCAUUUUCUGUGGCCGUUUGCUGUCCGGUACGCCGCGCAUCAGCUCAACCUCUGGCCCCGUGUCUCCUUACCGGAGACCUCGCCCACACUGCGUUGGACGGGGGAGGUUGGCGAUGCGUCGCGCUUCCGAGUGUGGGGUGCUCGUGCCCUUGUCCGCGAUACGUCCGCGGACAAGCUCUCCUCCCGCACACUUCCCUGUGUCUUCCUUGGCUUUGUUCCUGACGCGCCGGGCUGGCAGUUUUACCACCCCACCUCGCGCCGGGUCUUCGCCUCUCAGGACGUCACCUUUGACGAGUCGGUCCCUUUUUACCGUCUCUUCCCCUACCGCACUGCCCCCCUCCCUCCCCCGCCGCUUUUCCUUGCUCCUGGUCCCCCUCCGGUAGACCCCCUUCCCCCUCAGGGUCCUGCUCCUUCAGGUGUCUCUCAGGUAGACCCUCCUCCCGUCGCUGAGCCUGUCGAGGUCACAGGUGACUCAGGUGCUGCUGCAGGUGGUGCUGCUGGGAGUGCUGAGCCUGGGGGUGCUGAGCCUGCGGGUGCUGGGCCUGGGAGUGCUGGGACUGCGGGUGCUGGAGCUGAGGGUACUGUGCCUGGGAGUUCGGCGCCUGGGGGUGCUGAGCCUGGGGGUGCUGCGACUGGGGGUGCUGAGCCUGCGUGUGCGGAGUCUGGGGGUACUGCGGCUGCGGGUACUGAGCCUGGGGGUGCUGCUACUGAGCCUACGGAGCCUCGGGUUGCUGCGUCUGGGGGUGCUCCGGUUCGGGGUGCUGAGGACUCGGACGUUGGAGCUGCUGCUGGAGCUGAGGACCCGAGCGGUGGCGCUGCUGCUGGUGCUGGGGACCCGGACGCUGGAGCUCCUGCUGGUACUGAGGACCCGGCCGCUGGAGUCUCUUCUGCUUCUGGAGACGCUGCGCGGCCGCGGCCGUACUUCGUACCGCUCCUUCAGCAGGUUCUUGGGCAGGCUCCUCCUCCUUGUCCUCCUCCCUCCGUAGACUGUCCUCCGCCUGUCCAGCCGCAGUCACAGUUACCGCCUACCUCGCCUCUCCCUGCUCCCUCUCCUUACACUGGUCCCACAGGAGGUCUUACAGAGCGUCGUGAGCCUCAGUCUCGUCCUGCGUCGCCUGUUCGUCGUGCUCGCACUGGUCGUCGUGUCCGUCGUGAGCGUCCUCCUCCUGUCCCAGGCACUCACUACAUGACUCUGCGUCCAUCUACUGCUCCUCAGCGUGUCCCUCUACCGUCUCCUCCUGCGUCCUCUUUGCCUGCCGUUCCGGACCCUGAGUCUGACCGGUAUCGUGCUGAGCACCCUACUGUCACGCGUCUCCUAGCUACUGUUGUCACUGACCCUACCUUUGAGUCCUCGGCUGCGUCUGCUCUAGUCGCUGAGUUGGUUGACUUUGCUGCUACCUGUCGUCUAGACUACGCUGCUCGCCUUGUUGCUGAGUCUGAGUCUGCGUCUGUCUGUGAGUGUGCUCUUGGCACGGACGUCCUUGAGGACAGGCAGGAGGACUUUGACUCUCUCGCGGCUGCUGUACCUCAUCUCGUGGCCUGGUUGCUUGCCCCUGAGGGAGACCCGGAUGCACUAGACAUCCCCACUCCGCGCACUUACGCAGAGGCGAUCUCGGGUCCCUACUCCUCUCAGUGGCAGACAGCCAUGGACGCAGAGAUGGCAUCCUGGAAGUCCACAGGCACCUACGUCGACGAGGUUCCCCCUCCUGGGGCGAACAUCGUCGAUGGCAUGUGGAUUUUCAGGACCUUCUCCCCCACCCCGAAGAUGACCACUCUUCGGGUUCUGCUGCACGUUGCUGCUCAGCGUGACUACGAGCUUCACUCUCUUGACUUCAGCACAGCGUUCCUGCAGGGCAGCCUGCACGAGGAAAUCUGGCUGCGCCGCCCACCUGGCUUUACUGGGUCGUUUCCGCCUGGUACCCAGUGGAGCCUCCGCCGGCCAGUCUACGGUCUCCGCCAGGCGCCACGUGAGUGGCACGACACACUGAGGACUACACUUGCGGCUCUUGGGUUCGCGCCGUCUACUGCUGACCCGUCGCUGUUUCUGCGCACAGACACGUCGCUGCCGCCGUUCUACAUUCUCGUGUACGUCGACGACUUGGUCUUUGCUACUGCUGACACUGAGGCACUCGCUCGUGUGAAGUCGGAGCUGCAGAAGAGACACACCUGCACUGACCUGGGUGAACUGCGUAGCUACCUUGGCUUGCAGAUCACCCGGGACAGAGCUCGCCGCACCAUCACCCUGACUCAGUCACACAUGGUGCAGCAGGUCCUUCAGCGCUUCGGCUUCCAGUUCUCCUCACCACAGGCCACACCUCUGGCUACCAGCCACUCGCUCUCAGCUCCACCUUCGGACGAGUCCGUAAAGCCUGACCUCAUACACAGGCGAGAGCACUGGGAGGCUGCUAAGAGGGUGCUGCGUUACUUGUGCAGUACAUCAGGCAUGGGGCUGGUGCUUGGAGGACGCGACAGAGUUGUCCUCACUGGUCACUCGGACGCUUCUUGGGUGGACGACCUAGCUACGCAGCGGUCGUCACAGGGUUACACCUUCAGCCUUGGCUCUGGUUCUGUCUCGUGGCGGUCCACCCGCUCUUCUUCUGUUCUCGGCUCUAGUUGUGAGGCUGAGAUCUACGCCACAGCCAUGGCUGCACAGGAGUUACGCUGGCUCACCUACCUGCUGACUGACUUGGGAGAGCGGCCUAGUUCUCCUCCAGUUCUGUACGGUGACAACAAGGCGGCCCUUGCCUUGUGUCAGGAGCACAGACUGGAACACAGGACGAAGCACAUUGCUCUUCGCUACUUUCUUGCUCGAGAGCUUCAGCAGCGCGGUCAGCUUCGGCUUGUGUACGUGGACUCGAAGGCCAACACUGCUGAUAUCUUCACCAAGGCGCUCCCGCCUAGUGAUCAUCAGCGACACUGUACUUCUUUAGGCCUUGUGUCCACAUUCCCUCAUUUGCUUACUGCUUGA